AUGAGUGAGAACGAAUAUUCGGCCCUUGGUUAUCCAUGGUUACAGGAGUUCCCUCUUGAGUCCGAUUUUCUUAAGCACAUUCCAGCUCGUGCACAAAGAGGACUGACAACUUUUGACCUGGUCUUAAGCUGUUUGGAUGUGGAUGGUUCCUACAUUGCUCUUGGAUCCAAUGUGGGCAUCGUUUACCUUUUCGACCGCAAGCGAGGCUGUUUGCAGAAGUUAAAAGAUGAAUUCAAAGAUGAAGUGACUUGUGUUAAACUUUUAUUAUCCUUGGAGUGCUUAGUUGCUGUUGGUUUCAAAAAUGGUCAUGUUCUCAUCUUCAGAGUGCCCUUUAUCCAAGAGAAUGAGCUUGAAAAUUCAAAACUGGAAAAAUUUCAAAUAAAGGGCUUGCAUACAUCUGCCAUAACUGCUCUGGAGUGGUCCACAAAUGGUACUACUAUCUACAGUGGGGAUCAAAAUGGUCUUGUAGUAUGCACAGAAAUUGAUCACUUGGAACGCCAGAGUCGGUCAAAAGCUUUAAGAGAGGAAGGAAAUCAAGUUCUGCAAUUGAGUUGCAAUAAGUACUUUCUCGUCAUAUCCACCGUGUUCCGAUCUUUGGUGUUUUCCUUGAACCAUGAUACCUGUGUUCAGAUAGGCCAGAAGGAAAGAAAACGAUUCGGGCCGUUCGGAGCCAUCCUCUUCGAGAAAGACAGCCACGACCAAACCGUGUUCGCAUCCCGUCCCGGCCAACGACUCUGGCGAUCGGACACUUCCGGCUUCAUCCACGAGACGAUGAUCUUCAAAGACGCCCUCUGUGAUCCAAAACUUCCCUUACUGCCGCUGUCGUCCAGUACGAACGUACCAUGUGAUCCGUCAGAGAUCCAGUUUGGCCCUCUGGCUGUGUACGACUACAGAUACGUCCUCGUCUGGUCGGAUUCUGCCGUCCUGUUGAUAGAUCCCGAGCAGAAGUCUGUCAUCGGGUGUUCUCCGAAGCUGGAUCCGGUCCUCGGUGUUGCCACUUCCGGGAAUGAAAUUUUCAUCCUGAGAGGGCUGCGUGAGAUUGUUAGAGUAUCACCUCAACCAGAUCCCUUCUGUGGUGUCAAAAUUCCAGAAGAGCCCUCCCUAGUGGACGAAAUCUUAGUUCCCUUGAAAGGUCUGAGCACUUUUAUGAGAGAAAGAAGCGAUUCGCUUUCACUACAGGUCAACGCCUCUUCUGACCUGUUCGGUUGGCUGAGAAAGAAAAGGUCUGAAAGCUCACCUACUGUGUUGGAACAGGAAAUAGAGUUGGAAAGUGAGGACACAAAACUUCCCGAGAUAGUGAACUUGAGUUUCGAGGAUUGCAUCCCGGUGCAGUUGGAGGCUGAAGCCAACAGACCUCGGAUAAAGAUUGAGGAGCCCCUGGAGAGCGAAUACGAUGACAUAGUGUUCAAGCCUAAGAAGAAAAAGAAAAAGAAAGUACGUUUUUCAAAUGAUACUAAAAGUAAUGAUGGAAAACAAUCAUUGGUGAUAGUUGAACAAGUUGAAACUUCUUCUGAAAAAAGUUCUGGCACUUCAGUAACCAAGCAUAAUUCUAUUGAUGAAAAUGGACAAUCAUCUCCUUCCGAAAUUGUAAAUUGCAGUGAUACCUCUGAUGAUGCCUCCACUCCUAGUCCUGAAAUUAUCAUGCCAAAUGAAUCAAACUGUGUAGAUGCAAAUCAAAACUUCAGUGACAAUCAACCUCUACAAAAUACUUUAAAUGGAUCAUUAGAACAUGUUGAAAAUCAAAUCACUGAUCAAACGGACACCAUCAAUAAUAAUAAUAGUUCAGUUGAAAUUUCUGAAUUUGAAGAAAGUAUGCAAUUUGAGGGUGAAAAUGUUCUUAAUGAAAAUGAUUUAAAUCAAAACUACUUAAAUAAAUGUGAUAACUCGUCUCAGCCAAAAGAUCAAGAACUUGAUCCGUUUGACAUAUAUUCACUGUCCGAUUCCUCAAAAGAUGUUCAAAGCAAUCCAUCCACUGCUGUUGUUGAGAAGAACACCCCUGAAGCACCCACCAACCAGGAUUCCUUGACCAGUUCCACAGAUUCCUUGACGACAGAGCCUCCAAAAUAUGGGGUGGAUUGGGUGGAAUACAAAGCUCCCGAGAUGCUACUGGAUCUCUGCACCAGCAACGACCACAUCUUCUGCGUGGACAUUAGAAACCAGCUGUAUUUCUCGAAGUAUCCAGUACUGGGCUUGCACUGGAUAGAACUGCCUCAGCCAGCGGAAAAAAUUGCCUCUUCUCCGUCAGAAAGUAUUGUCUGGGCUCUGUACAGAGGUACUGUAUUCGGUGUUGUGCAGAAGGCGAAGUUGCUGUGGCUUGAUACCGAAUGGAUGUCGGUGGCACGAGAUGUCAUAUCCAUUGCGGUUGAAGAUGACUGUGGUUGGUAUGUGAGCUCCACUGGCAAACUUCUGGUUCAAAGGAAUUUAACAUCAUCUCAGCCUUAUGGGUACCCCGAGAAAGUUCCUUGUAAAUAUGUGAUCUCUCAAGUAGCAGCUAAAAAUGGGGUUGUGUGGGCUCUGUCUGAAGGGGGUUGCUUGUAUUGCUGUAAAAGCUUGAACAGCAAGACCCAAUAUCAGUGGAAGCAAAUAGUCAUCCAGGAAGCUGUAGACAUUGACACUAUCCACCUUGGAGAGCAAAAAACUGGCUGGAUGGUGGAUUCUGCUGGCAUUAUACUUUUCAAAAUUGGAGUCAUGUCUGAGAAUCCUGCUGGAAUAGAAAAAUCCUGGCAGGUUGAGUCAAGCAGCUACUUAGUCCAGCAUGCAAAUGGUCGCCAAAAACUGCCAAAAAUAUCUGUCAACAGUGAGAUGCUGACUAAUCUCAUUCGAGGGAAGCAGCACAUUUGCUUGUCAACAUCGACCUUUGGGGUCUGGUUUUGCAAAACAUUUGAUCAUCUAGUCUACUCAAAUCAAAGGAAUAUAAUCGGUCAUGCAUGGGAACAAGUCAUUCCUCCCAGCACUGCUUCAACCACCAAGUGGAAUAUGAUAGCAACAACAAAUGCUGUUAAUAGUGAAGGUGCUCUGUGGUGUGUCAACAGCAAUGGUGAACUCUUCUGCUACUGCCUUUCCUCAAAAGCUAUCUAUGCUGUUGAGCUUCCUCCGAUUAGCAGAAUCAAGUGCUUACAACAGUGCGAUCAGUCAUUGUGGCUGCUGUCUGAAGAAGGUACCAUUUAUAUCCGAAGAGGCAUCACGCCAACUUGCCAGCAAGGGAUGUUCUGGCAGCCUCUUGAUACAAAAGAACUAGGAAGCUAUCAAAUCAAGAACAUCAGUUGCUCCCACAAUGUUGUGUGGGGCUGUACUGCCGAAGGCCAAGCACUGUUGAGACUUGGCUCAUUGAAUCCUUCUCCAAAUUCCGUCCUGCUCCAAGCUUGGUUUCCGAUCGAUAAUGAAGAAGAAUUAGAAGCUGUCAAGAUCUAUGUUGGUCCCCUGGGUUACCCGGUGUGGAUUAUUGACAGCCGCAGAAACGUGUAUGCCCGAGAAAAGGUCAGCAGCAGCUUUCCCUUUGGAGAAAAGUGGACCCUGGUGCCAGAAUUGCAGGCACAAGAAUUGUGCAUCAGCAGGGGCGCAGUCUGGCUGCUCACAGAAUCGGGGAAAAUUUAUCGCCGUUUCGGAGUGACCGAAAGGAACCCUUGCGGAGAUUAUUGGAAGCAGAUGCCUGGAUUAAUGGAUCACUUAACAGUGACCGAGAGUGACGACCUGUGGGGCUUGAGAGAUGGUUCCAUAUUCUGCCAUUCCUCCUUCGUCUUGAAUUAUUCACAGAAAGCAACGGAGCGGAUUCCCGUGCGAAGCAUCAGCGAGGAUGAUUGGGAAGACAUCACUGCCGAUGAAUAUGGCGAUGACACGUAG
Uloborus diversus is the source of this 3840-nucleotide messenger RNA. Its product is annotated as tectonin beta-propeller repeat-containing protein 2-like. The transcript has 15 exons. NCBI's taxonomy places the organism in Eukaryota, Metazoa, Arthropoda, Arachnida, Araneae, Uloboridae. The record is from RefSeq and is a predicted model, not a curated record. Bases 1 to 3840 code for a protein of 1279 amino acids. Gene Ontology annotation, molecular function: protein binding.